GCGGCGGCGGCAGUCCCGACCCACAGCCUGGCACUCCGGCGGGCGCCGUGCGCCGCGCCCGAGUCCAAUCAGCAGCGCGGGCCGCGGCUUUCCGGCCGCCAGGCGCCUCCUCCGCUCUUAUUCCCGGCCGCGCCGCGCCGCCCGGACUCCCCGCGCCCGGCUCCUCCGCCCGCGCCGCGCUCCUCCGCCCGGAUCCCCGCCGCCGAGGUUCGCCCUCCGCCCGGAUCCCCGCCCGCGCCGCGCUCCUCCGCCCGGAUCCCCGCCGCCGAGCCUCGAACCCGGACCCGAGCGAGCCAGGCCGCAGCCGCGCCGGACGGUGGAUGGCCCUGACUGACGGCGGCUGGUGCCCGGCCAAGCGUUUCGGGGCCUCCUCCGCCGCGGACGCCGGCGACCCCGGGGCCUUCCCGGCGGCGGCGGCGCGGGAGCCGUCCUCGCCGCCCUCCCCCGGCUCGUCGCCGUCGCCGUCGUCCUCCUGCUCCCGGGGCGGAGGGGAGCGCGCCGCGGACGCCGCCCCCGAGGCGGUGGCGGGGCCCCCGGGCCGCCCGCUCCUGCUGGGCGCCUACGCCUCCCCGCACCCGUUCCCGCCGGCGCCCGGGGUGGCCGGGCCGGGGGCCGCCCUGCCGGCCUGGGACGACCUGCUGCUGUUCGCCGACCUGGACCAGGCGGCCGCCACGGCCGGCAAGCUGCUGUGGUCGGGCCGGGGCGCCAAGCUCGGCCCGUUCGCGCCCGAGCAGCCCGAGGACAUGUACCCGACGCUGGCGGCGCUGGCCAGCCCGGGCCCCCCGGCCGCCUACGACGGCGCGCCCGGCGGCUUCGUGCCCUCGCCGCCCGUCUACGUGCCCACGACGCGCGUGGGCUCCGUGCUGCCCGGCCUGCCCUACCUGCAGGGGGCGGCCGGCGGCCCCGGCGGGCACGCGGGGGGCGCGGCCGCCCAUCGCGUCCCCCGGGCGCCCGACGUCCCUGAGGUUUCCGGCAGGUCCCGGGAGACCCCGCCGUGGGGGACAGCGGCCCGGGACCUGGGGCCCCGGAAGCCCGCGCCCCGGGGUGCGCGGGGCGGCGAGCUCACCGGCCCCGGCCUUGCUGUCCCCGCAGAGCUGCUGGAGGACCUCUCCGAGAGCCGCGAGUGCGUCAACUGCGGCUCCAUCCAGACGCCGCUGUGGAGGCGGGACGGCACCGGCCAUUACCUCUGCAACGCCUGCGGCCUCUACAGCAAGAUGAACGGCCUCAGCAGGCCCCUCAUCAAGCCGCAGAAGCGCGUGCCAUCCUCACGGCGGCUUGGAUUGUCCUGUGCCAACUGCCACACCACGACCACUACCUUAUGGCGCAGGAACGCCGAGGGUGAACCUGUGUGCAAUGCUUGCGGACUCUACAUGAAACUCCACGGGGUGCCUCGACCACUUGCUAUGAAAAAAGAAGGAAUUCAAACCAGGAAACGAAAACCUAAAAACAUAAAUAAGUCAAAGUCUUGCUCCGGCAACAGCAGUAGCUCUGUUUCUAUGACUCCAACUUCCUCUUCUUCUAAUUCAGAUGACUGCGCCAAAAAUACGUCUCCUUCCACACAGCCAACUGCCACAGGGGGGGGCCCUUCGGUGAUGUCUGCAGUGGGCGAAAGCACCAACCCCGAGAACAGUGACCUCAAGUAUUCAGGUCAAGAUGGCCUCUACAUAGGCGUCAGUCUGUCCUCCCCCGCCGAAGUCACAUCCUCUGUGCGACAGGAUUCAUCUUGGUGUGCCCUGGCCUUGGCCUGAGCUGGUGCUGCCAAGAGGCCAGGGGCUCUGUGGGCCUCAGACCACUUGUAUCUGAUUCUGUCCAGCAGUCCAGAUGGCAACAAAAACGCAGACAUGACAUUCCUUCGAUGCGUGAUUCUGUGCCUUUGUUCUGAAAGAGAUAUAUAUCCCAAGAAGCUUUACUGAAGUAAGAAGAGAUGGGCUUUUUUGCAGGCAGGUGGCCUGUUCCCGCCAGCCUGGGCCCUUUCCCGUCAGCCUGCUUGAGGAUCUGCCCCACACCAGUGGGAGAAACUGUGGCAGUGACUGGGGCCUUGUCUGCCAAGGAAGACUGAGAGAUUUAAAAAAAAAAAAUGUUUUAUGCAUUUUGACCCAAAUCAUGGGCUUCUUGUGAUCAACCUUGGUUAUCCCAGAGUUUCUUCAAACCUGGUGGAUCUUUGUGCACAUUUCACAAGCAUUCGCGGAGAGGCUCAUUGGAAGCCAUUUGGACCAUCGUGGAGGCCGCGUGCGUUGCUGGGGUCUCGACAAGAAUAUAUUAGUCUGCAAGAUCGCAUUAUGACAGACACUGACUUUUCUCAACGUUCGUUGUGCCGUGGCUCAUCUGAGGUCACUCGGAAUUUGUAAACAGGGUAGCAAACAAGAUAUUUUUCUUCCAUGUACACAAUAAUUUUUUUAAGUGCAAUUUGCGUUGCAGCAAUCAGUGUUAAAUCAUUUGCAUAAGAUUUAACAGCAUUUUUAUAAUGAAUGUAAACAUUUUAACUUAAUGGUACUUAAAAUAAUUUAAAAAAAAAUGUUAACUUAGACAUAUGCUUCUUAUACCCACAAGCCCAUUUCUGUAUUUCCAAUUGUUUAAAAAAAAAAAAAAGAUUUCAAGAACAAAUCUUCUCUCAGGAAAAUUGCCUUUUGUCCAUUUAUGAAUUUUUAUACAAGAACACCAACACAGCCCCCUUUCUUUUACUGAGGAAAAAGUGCUGGAAAUUGCAACAAACCUUUACUACCUAAAGAAUAGCAUUUGUAAAUACUCUGAGCAUCUGUAAACACUCUUGAGGUCUGUACCGUGUGACUAACCCACAGGUUGGUUUACAUUAUUAUUUUUUUUAAUGGGGUGUCGUAUGGAAACCUAUUUCACCAGAGUUUUAAAAAAAUAAAAGGGUAUUGUUUUGUGUUGUGUACAGUGA
Psammomys obesus (fat sand rat) is the source of this 2902-nucleotide messenger RNA. RefSeq names its product GATA binding protein 6 (gene Gata6). The record is from RefSeq and is a predicted model, not a curated record. Gene Ontology annotation, cellular component: nucleus. The transcript has 7 exons. Lineage: Eukaryota; Metazoa; Chordata; Mammalia; Rodentia; Muridae. Gene Ontology annotation, molecular function: zinc ion binding; DNA-binding transcription factor activity, RNA polymerase II-specific; RNA polymerase II cis-regulatory region sequence-specific DNA binding. Gene Ontology annotation, biological process: negative regulation of transcription by RNA polymerase II; epithelial cell differentiation; positive regulation of transcription by RNA polymerase II. Bases 321 to 1748 code for a protein of 475 amino acids.